Molecule: messenger RNA, 402 nt
Organism: Meloidogyne enterolobii
Lineage: Eukaryota; Metazoa; Nematoda; Chromadorea; Rhabditida; Meloidogynidae
Source: the annotation of a GenBank genome assembly
AUGGUUGUAAAAGAGAAGCAAAUCACUCAUACCAACAAAGUUUACAUUACUGGCAAAACAAAUAAUGUAACAAUUCAUGGAAACAAAAUUGAAAUUGAAAACGAAGACAGGAAAAGCCCUCAGAAUCUUUUAAAAACUAAUUUUGUUAAAAUUAUGUUGGAUGGAACUCAAACCCGCAUUGGUAAACAAUUGAAGUUCCCAUUUAAAUUUCCUGAAGUAAACUAUGAUGAUGAAAUGCUUGCGACACCGGAGCAUACAAUAAAUGGAUCAACGAACCAUAUUAAUAUUUAUAUCGAGGAUGAAGUCGAAUCUUUAUACAAGGAACCUGGGGAUAUUUAUUUAAAUAAUGAGAUUCAUAUAAAGGGCACUGAUGUUAAUUAUGUUGUGAUUCAAGGAAACUAA